Molecule: messenger RNA, 1765 nt
Organism: Ruditapes philippinarum (Manila clam)
Lineage: Eukaryota; Metazoa; Mollusca; Bivalvia; Venerida; Veneridae
Exons: 3
Coding region: 124-741 (205 amino acids)
Source: RefSeq, a predicted model, not a curated record
GAUAUACCUGUAUUUGAUGUAAAAUCAGAAGAUGGUAGUGUAAGAAGACUACAUCGUAAUCAUUUUUAUCCAUUAGAGUUUCUGGAGAAUGAACCAGUUUCUGAAUCAAAUAAUGGAGAAGCCAUGAUUUAUGAUACUAGGGUCAUAGAGAAGAAAAAUAUGGAAGAUAAAAGAGAAUGUUUAAAUGAUGUCGACAUCAAUGACGAAGAAGACAGUAGUGGAGAUGAGAUUGUAUUACAUACAUUCAAAUCUGGGGACGCCUGGACUCCAAGUACUUACAGUAAAAAAUGGACAAGUUUACCAAAAAAGAAGACUACAGGUGAUGAGAAAAGUGAGGAUAUAACUAAGAAGAAAGUAAACACAGAAAAAGAUCUAGAAAGAAAAGAUAAAGAUGAAUCUCAAAGCAGUCACACUGACAGCAAGAGUAAAGAUUUAGAGACAGAAUUAGAUUUAUGUGAAGAAAUAGAUUUAACCCAGGAAGAUGAAAGUUUUGAGAACAGUCUUAAAAAUACAGGUAUCAACACACAAGGAGAAAGUGAAAUUAAAGAUUCAGGGCCAAGAAAAUCAGAAAGGGUACGAAAAAAGCCGAAAUGGAUGUCAGAUUUUCAAACAUAUCAGAUGACCACAAGAUCUGUUGAUUCCAGACUGAAAGCUCUACAAAGCUUGUUUAAUUCAGGCAUUUUGGAUGACAUGAGCACAGAAAUUGCAGAAAAUAUGGUCAGUUCUGUAUGGAAACACUAAAUCUUGGAUGUUUUUAGUUAUGUGUAAAAAAUUGUUUUUAGUAUUAAUCUUUAUGUGCCUUAUAUUGUAUGUUUUAUAUUGCAGGAAUGCAAUUUUUGAAAGUGGGGAGGAAAAAGGAAGUAUAUUAAACAUCUCUUCAUUUUUUUUUCAGAGACCAGAAUAUCCAGGAAAGUGCUUUAUUAACAAAUGAGUCUUGUUUUUCAGAGUGUAGCCACAAUUUGUUGGGAAAAGAAUUAUAUUUGAUAAAAAACUGAGUAUUGUAUUUAAUAUUGUAAUACAAUUUCUUUAUUACAGUUUUUAUGUGGUUAAAUUUAUUUUAUUCCACAGGGAUAUGUGUGCUGAAGUUACCUGCUAUAAUCAUGAUUUUAUAUCUGGGUGACCUUUAUUGCCUUAAGGUGGUUCAGGCGUUUCUGAUAUUAAGGUGGUUCAGAUAGUUCGGUUAUUAAGGUGGUGUAACCAUUAUUUUUGGAAAAUGACAGGUGUCAUUUUAAACAGGCCAGGGGAGAAUGUAACAAGGUGUAUUUUUCGGGUAAUCUGUGUUUUGAGAUGUUCCCUAGCUUUCCUGUGUUUUUAUCCAUAUUGUUUAUGUAAGAGUGCUUUCCCCUUGACUUUGGCGGGAAUUUGUACGUGUCUCGUGAAUCUCGUUUUCAUUUCGUUCAGUGCGUUGGUUGGUAGCCAUUGAGAGAGGAAGGUCUCUCUGUUCAGAAGUUGUGAUGUUUUUUACACUUUAACAUGUUUCUUUUUGGUUGGAAACAGUUCAUCUUUGUAUAAGCAGCACUCGGUGAGAUUCAUUUGUGUGGAUUUGUGUGGAUGAUGGCGUAUAUCUUAUUUGUGUAAAAGGGCUAAAGAUCCUACAGAUCUUGCCUACCUUGUUCACAUGCUUAUAUGAUUACGUAGACUGAUGGUUGGUAACUUGGUUUACAAGAUGUACCGGUAUACUUUGUGAAUAUGUCAGAUGAACUGUUGUAAAUAAUGUAAAGAUUUGGUUUGUCAAUAAACUACAUAUGAUCGAACCUGAAGAGAA